GUCGACCAAUUGUGGUUGUUGAUGGUAGCCACUUAAAAACACCCUUCAAUGGGACAUUUGUAUCUGCAAGCACAUUAGACAGUGCAGGUAAUAUACUGCCCCUAGCACAUGGUGUGCUUGAUUCUGAGAAUGACAAAUCUUGGACGUGGUUUUCGAGCGUUUCAGAGAAACAUACGGAGUAAGAGAGAACAUGUGUAUCGUAUCCGAUAGGCAUGAGAGUAUAAACAAAGCUGUUUUCAGAAUCUAUCCGAAGUCACACAUUAUGCAUGUAUAUGGCAUCUAUGGGGUAAUGUAUGUAAAAAAUACAGGAAAAGCCAUGAUAUUUUGUCGCCUGUUUUUUAUUCAAUGGCAAAAGCAUAUACGCAAGAUGAGUUUGAUGAGUUGAUGCUUAAGGUUCAGAAAGUAGAUUUGCGGGUUGCAGAGUAUUUGGAUGAAGCUGGUAGGGAUAGGUGGGCUAGAGUCUAUGCAACUGUUAACCGAGGUUGGACAAUGACUUCUAACAUUGCGGAGUGUAUUAACAAACAUCUUCUAGCUGCUAGAGAACUGCCGAUAUAUGACUUUCUGGAAGAGGUUCGAAAGAUGUUUGGUAGAUGGAAUUACAAUAAUAGGAGAAAUGGAACAUACACGUUCACCACACUCGGUAAAAAAUUCCAAGAGAUGCUGUCAAUCAAUGAGUAUUUGUGUCUACGAAUGACGAUUGAACCAUCAACAGAAUUUGUGUACACGGUACAUGAUGGACGAAGGCGUUUCAUUAUUAAUCUGAGUAACAAAACAUGCAGUUGUCGUAUGUUUCAAUUAGAUGAAAUCCCAUGUCCGCACGCAUGGGCUGUUAUAAAACAGAAACAUUUGGUUGUUGAUGAUUAUUGCUCUGAUUUAUUCAAGCCGGAGACAGUUGUAAAGACAUACGAUAUUGCUGUGGAUCCUCUACCAGACGAGAGUGAAUGGAAAAUUCCAAAAGACAUCUUGGAUGAAGUAUUGUUGCCGCCGAGAUACAAAAGACCACCUGGUAGGCCAAAGAAGAGGCGUGACAAACCUUUACAUGAAUUAAUGGCUGGAAAAAAGAGACAUGCUUGCAGUACUUGUGGACAACUUGGACACAACAGGCGUUCGUGUGGUUUUGAGCCUAGGAGGAAAUGAUUUGGUUUCAAUUAUGUUUUUAUUAUCGUACACUUACUUAGGGAAAUACUCCGGGUUUUUUUAAGAAUAAGGACAAAUGUGUCAAUAAUUUCUAUUGACACUUAUUAUCUGUAUUUUUGUAAUUCUUGUUUUUUAUAAAUGUUUGUCAUAAAAUUCAUUGAUUCCUGUCAACAUAUGUACAAAUACAUCU
Molecule: messenger RNA, 1327 nt
Organism: Lycium ferocissimum
Lineage: Eukaryota; Viridiplantae; Streptophyta; Magnoliopsida; Solanales; Solanaceae
Exons: 3
Coding region: 346-1137 (263 amino acids)
Molecular function (GO): nucleic acid binding; zinc ion binding
Source: RefSeq, a predicted model, not a curated record